Messenger RNA from Labeo rohita (rohu), 5376 nucleotides. It is a transcript of the gene golph3a, whose product is annotated as golgi phosphoprotein 3a. The transcript has 4 exons. Gene Ontology annotation, cellular component: trans-Golgi network; cytosol; Golgi cisterna. The record is from RefSeq and is a predicted model, not a curated record. The coding region runs from base 229 to 1116 and encodes 295 amino acids. Gene Ontology annotation, molecular function: phosphatidylinositol-4-phosphate binding. Gene Ontology annotation, biological process: Golgi to plasma membrane protein transport; retrograde vesicle-mediated transport, Golgi to endoplasmic reticulum; Golgi organization. Lineage: Eukaryota; Metazoa; Chordata; Actinopteri; Cypriniformes; Cyprinidae.
ACAUCCACUGCUGUUCUCGUCACGGCUGGUCGCCAUAUUAAACCUGACGGCAUCAGCGACGCUCCGCGGUAGGAAUCGCGAGGGGCCCCUCUCCCAAACAAAUCCCGAUUUACACCUUCAUUUCUAUUAUUUACCACGGGAAUCAUUUAUGCAUCGGACUGAAUAAGCCAGUCUGUUCUCAGACAGGAGUUGUCUGGGAAGGAGGUUUAGUUUUAGUGUGUCUGAGAGAUGAGUACUUUGACCCAGCGGAGCUCCGGCCUGGUGCAAAGACGCACCGAGGCAUCGCGCAGCGCUGCAGCCGCCGACAGAGACCGCGGAUCCGGCGACGAGGACUACGAGCCCCGCCGCGGAGACGAGCAGGACGACGAUGACAGCGGUGAUUCGAAGGAAACCAGACUGACCCUGAUGGAAGAAGUACUGCUGCUGGGCUUGAAAGACCGCGAGGGCUACACCUCCUUCUGGAAUGACUGCAUUUCAUCAGGCCUGCGGGGCUGCAUGCUCAUUGAGCUGGCCUUACGGGGAAGACUGCAGCUGGAGGCCUGUGGCAUGAGGAGGAAAAGCCUACUUGCCCGGAAGGUUAUAUGUAAGUCUGAUGCGCCAACGGGGGAUGUGCUGUUGGAUGAGGCUCUGAAACACAUAAAAGACACUCAACCGCCCGAAACCGUGCAGAGCUGGAUAGAGUUACUCAGUGGUGAGACAUGGAACCCAUUGAAGCUUCACUAUCAGCUGCGUAAUGUCCGAGAGCGCCUGGCUAAGAACCUCGUAGAGAAGGGCGUCCUCACUACCGAAAAACAAAACUUUCUUCUGUUCGACAUGACUACACACCCGCUUACCAAUAAUAAUAUUAAGCAGCGCCUUAUUAAGAAGGUGCAGGAGGCCGUGCUGGACAAGUGGGUGAACGACCCUCACCGAAUGGACAAGCGUCUUCUGGCCCUUAUAUUCCUCGCCCAUUCCUCCGACGUACUAGAGAACGCGUUCGCCCCGCUGCUGGAUGACCAGUACGAUCUGGCCAUGAAGAGAGUACGGCAACUGCUGGACCUGGAGCCUGAGGGCGAGAGCAUGAAGAAUAACACCAAUGAGCUGCUGUGGGCUGUGGUGGCUGCCUUCACCAAAUGAAGCAGGUUCAGUUCUAAUGGACGUGUGUUUAAAUGUAAAACGGUCGGACUGGUAAAAUCAGCUUUGAGAAUUGACCUGGUGUGUCAAAAUGGAGUCUCUGUUUUUUUUCCUUGUAGAUAUUCCUUCCUCACUACUCUCUCGAAAAGAUCUAUGAUUGGGUUUCUCUUUUGUUUAAUAAGGGGACCAGUUUAUUUUGUCCUUCCUGAAUCGUUUAUUCAGUUGAAUGCAGUUGGGUACCUUGUAACUAUAGACUGUUGGAACAUUUACCAUUUGCAUUGCCACAGAAAAUGGCUUCUUUUCAUGACUAAACAUCUGUGUUGGGUACCUAAUAAAUUUUACAAUCAGAAAAUUAGGCAAGGAUUAAUUUUUUUUCUAUUGUUUUGUCAUCAGUUUCAUGCAUUUAAUUGGAAUUGAUUCAUCUGCAUGUGGUACAUGAAAAAUAAAGUUCCCUGCAGUGUACCAUAAUUUUUUAAAACUUGUUUUCAUACUAAUAGUGGAGCUUGGAAAAAAACCAAAAAGGUUAUCAAGGAUGAAAUCCUGUUGUGAUAACAGGUUAGUAGUUUGUGGCAAGUGCGUCACAUACACUACUGAAACAGAAGAAUCAAACAGCAUUUUAAUUGCUAGUCAAUGCAAAUUUAACGAAGGGUAACAAAGUUAAAGCUGUUAGAGGACCUGUCUAAUAUUUACUGGGUGUAUGAGCAAUUUCUGUUUUGUUUUUUGUUUUUGUUUGUUUGUUUGUUUGUUUGUUUGUUUGUUUUAACCGCUAAUUACCAUUACCUCCGAUUCUAUCCAUAAACACCCCACACCUUCACACUCUACCUCUUCACACAUUUAUAGUGGUGAUUCCUUAUGAGAAUUCUGGUGUUACUUAGAGCAGAGGUCGCGUUAACCUAAAAUUGUCUGUCAAUGACGGAUUUUUUUUUGUUUGUUUGUUUUGUUUUAAUUAUCUAAUCUUUAGGCCGUCCGUCACUUUGACAACUUACACCGUGUCUACACUGGACGCGACAGUUGUCGCGCCGCAACAGAUAAAGGGGCCGUUCACAUAUCGCGUCUUUUGCACGCUCAAGUUCGCUAUUUCAAAUGUAGACGCGCGGCAGGCGCGCGCAUCGAGUUGAAAAAAUUUCAACUUUUCAGAAUGUGCAAUCUACAGAAAAAUCGGCGCGCCUAGCGUUUUUAGGCGCGAUAUGUGAACGGCCCCUAUGGCGUCCUUUGCGCGCUCAAGUUCGCUAUUUCAAAUGUAGACGCGCGGCAGCCGCGCUCAUAACGGAAGCGACGCGGUGCGACGCACUCGGUUUUUUUCAGGCGCGACCACGCCGCAUCGAGUUGAAAAAAAUCUCAGCUUUUCAGAAUGCCGCAAGCACACCGCGGGUCAUGCAUACAGAGCGCUUGGGAAAGCAGGAAAAAUCGGCGCGCCUAGCGUUUUCACGCGUUUUUAGGCGCGAUAUGUGAACGGCCCCUAUGGCGUCUUUUGCGCGCUCAAGUUCGCCAUUUCAAAUGUAGACGCGCGGCAGCCGCACUCAUAACGGAAGCGACGCGGUCGCGACGCGGUCGCGACGCGCUUGUUUAUUCCAGGCUCGUCCGCGCCGCGUCGAGAUAAAAACAUCUCAACCUUUCCAGAAUGCCGCAAGCGCACCGCGGAUCAUGUGACAAGAACCAACCAAUUAGCUUAAUCUUUUCCCGUAACAGCAUUGUAACACAAAAGUAACACAAAUUGCGAUUUGUACUUGUAUUUGUCACUAUGCACUGUUCAUUCAUCAACUGAAAACAGCAUUAACCAAAAGAACAAUUGGGAUUUAUGAAUGAUAUUGACUCAUAAAAAUGAGGAUAUAUUAAAAUCGCUGUAGCUACGGGUGUGGUAUGGAACAUGAAAAAUUACGCAGUCUCAUCUGUUCUCUGAAAUAAUUGCAUACGCGUAUAUCGCGCUGUAGGUUCAUAAUUAAAUAAUUAAAUGUGUUGUUAUAAUUAAAACAUGAAAAUUAAAAGGACGGGUAAUAAUAGAUUAUGACGGAUUUUUACGACCCUGUCCGUCAAAAUGACGAACAAUGUUAAAGUCUAACGCAACCUCUGUUGAGAUUAUUUUAAAAUGUCAUUUUAUGUGCCUGAGAUUGGUUACAGAUGCAUAGCUCUCAAGGUGCAGUAUGUACUGUAGCUCUUUGUGAUGUGGCAUUAAUGGAGCUAGAUUCAGAAAUUGGUUGUAACUCGGUUCCUCUGAGGCCUCAGACCCCUUGAAUACAACUACCAGAAACUAAAUUUGAGGACGACAAGAGUUUAAUUCUAAGAAAUCGAUGUCCAACCUGAAAAUAUGCGUAUGUGUGGCAUAUAGCUUCACUUUCUUUAGAUGUUUUUUCCACUGAUAAAUACAAGUUUGCAAAAGUCUUUAAGAUUUUAAGGGACGUUUUAUGGAGUUUUGAAUGCCGUAAGAUUUCCAUUUCAUGUGCUCUCACCUUUAAACAAGCAUGGGAUUAAAUCAUAAUCUUCAAAAAUGUGACUUUUAUAUGUAAGAGCAGAUUCCUCCAUUUUCUCGAGUCAGUAUAUUUUUGAUAGAAAUUUAUUAUCAUUAGCUGAUUGGCGAUAGUAUGGUAGGAUGGAUUGGCAUUUUGUCACAAUCUAGUUUAAUCUGUAUAUAGUUUCUUAUGUAUUCAUGCUGCAUACCAUAUGAGCAAAACUCUGUCUCAGUCUUUAUUUUGCCUGGCAUGUGAACACUAGCACAAGCAUGUCUUAAUUUUGUUUUUUUUACACUAUGAUGAUGUGUUGAGAAGGCCUUUGUUGAGUCAUCAUAUUUCAAUGUUUGUUUAUUGUCAUUCUGUUGAUUUUUAUUCAGUUUCAUAGCAAUAAUUGAAAAAUCAACAUGCUUUUGUUUUGCUCUUCAUUUCUUUCACAGUGAUGGCAAAUGCUUGCUUCACAAUAGUUAACUGUAUGUAGCGAUGGUCUGGGAAAUCCACCAAUUGUUUAGAUGCGUCGACUUAAGACAUGGGGGAUUUUUGAAUUGUCAGAAAGAAGUGUCUCAGAGUAAAAGAAAAUUUAAAUCGUGUGUAGCUUUAGAAUUCACUAUAAAGGGACCCCAAUGUAUAUACUUUCUUAUUAUCAUGAAAUAAACUAUGGUCUUGAAAGUGCCUCAAACAUCAUCUGUUAUUUAUUGUUUGAAAAAGCAAGUGAUGCUUUUUUUGUUGAACUACUUUUCUUUUUAUUGCUUGCAUAUCUGAGACAAAUUAAGACAAAUGUAAAAAUUGAACUCAUCUACAUACUAUAAGUAUGAUUUUUGUACUAAAACAAUUAUUUGUCUUUUUAGAAGACGUGAGAUUGAUGGAAAUUAUUUUGUUUAGUCUGACAUGGAGUGUUCACACUAAAAGCGAAUGUAAUUAUUCAUCUGAGUAGAUUACAUACAAAGUCACGUGAAUAUAGACAGAAAUUCAUGGCAGGCAAUGCGAAUGAUGCGAUUUGGGCAAUGCAAUUGCCACAAACGUGAAAAUUCACGAUUCAUUGUCAUUACACUCAGUCAGUGAAAAGCUUAUUGAUACGUCCAGUUGUAUCAGAAAUUGUCUUUUUUUAUUAUUGUUUUAUGUUUUUAUUUAUGACCCUGGACCACAAAAAUAGUCAUAAGUAACAUGGGUAUUUGUAGCCAUAGCCAACAAUACAUUGUAUGGGUCAAAAUUAUCCAUUUUUCUUUUAUGCCAAAAAUCAAUAGAAUAUUAAGUAAAGAUAAUGUUCCAUGAAGAUGUUUUGUACACUUCGUACCAUAAAUAUAUCAAAACUUAAUUUUUGAUUAGUAAUAUGCAUUGAUAAGAACUUAAUUUGGGCGACUUUAAAGGCAAUUUUCUCAAUAUUUAGAUUUUUUCUGCACCCUCAGAUUCCAGAUUUUCAAAUAGUUGUAUCUCGGCUAAAUAUUGUCCUAUCCUUACAAACAUCAAAGGAAAGCUUAUUUAUUCAGCUUUCAGGUGAUGUAUAAAUCUCAAUUUCAUAAAAUUUACCAUUCUGACUGGUUUUGUGGUCCAGGGUCACAUUUGUGCAAGUUGCGCAAAAAACAUCCGGCUAGUAAACAAGAGCGAUUAAUGCCACACAAAUAUUUGCUUUGUGUUUGUUGUGUACAGACCAAAAUGUAAUUAUUUGACUCAACUACAUGCAAAGUCAAUGCUACAGUCAUGUGAAAAAGUUAGGACACCCUAUUGAAUUUCAUGGUUUUGUGUAUCAGGACAUAAUAAAAAAUGAUCUGGUCCUUGGCAGGUCUUAAAAUUUGGAAAAUAAAUCCUCAGAUAAACAUCA